This is a messenger RNA of Drosophila suzukii, 2012 nucleotides long. RefSeq names its product eagle (gene eg). Gene Ontology annotation, molecular function: estrogen response element binding; nuclear receptor activity; zinc ion binding. Gene Ontology annotation, cellular component: chromatin; nucleus. NCBI's taxonomy places the organism in Eukaryota, Metazoa, Arthropoda, Insecta, Diptera, Drosophilidae. The record is from RefSeq and is a predicted model, not a curated record. Gene Ontology annotation, biological process: regulation of transcription by RNA polymerase II.
CCAGGGCCAACCUGGCAGUCCGAGUCUGUUUGGCGCUCAGAACGACGGCAUCGAUUUAGUCUCGGAUGGACGCUCCGCUGCCAAGCACCGUCAGUCAGGCUUCCGCUGCUCUCUCGCUCUCGCAAUCGCCAUCGUCAUCGCACUAUAUCCAACCGAUCGCGAAGUUCUUCGGCAUUAUGUGCGCCACGUGAUUGCUACAAUCCCUCUCGAAAGCCGUCGCUAUAUCACCAGCGUUAAUUCGGAUUUAGCAAGUGACAUGUGAAGAAUAUAUCUGAUAUGAUCAAUUGAUAUUUAUCCCGAAAUACCCAAAGUGUGUGAAGUUAUAAAAAACUUAAUAGUUAACAUCUAAACAAAAAUAAAAUAGAAAAGUGGAUUUAUUAGGACCUUUAAUUUAUGCAGCUUUGGAAAUUUAAAUUCAUUCUAAGAUGAACCAGCUGUGCAAAGUGUGCGGCGAGCCGGCGGCUGGUUUUCAUUUUGGGGCAUUUACAUGUGAAGGCUGCAAGUCCUUUUUCGGUCGUACCUACAACAACAUCGCGGCGAUAGCAGGAUGCAAGCACAACGGAGACUGUGUGAUCAACAAGAAGAACCGAACGGCCUGCAAGGCGUGCAGGCUGCGCAAGUGCCUCCUCGUGGGGAUGUCCAAGAGUGGUUCCCGCUACGGUCGCAGGUCCAACUGGUUCAAGAUCCACUGCCUGUUGCAGGAGCAGCAGACCACGACGGGCGUCGGAGGAGGGGGAUCAGGCGGCAGUGGGUCAGGUGGCGGAGUGAGCAGCGCGAGUCUGGAGCAACUGGCGCGACUGCAGCAGGCGAGCAACCAGGCGCGGCAGACCUAUCAGGAUAAGACCAAUCCCUGCAUCAAGUCGGCCACCGCCACAUCGCCCAGGAUCGAGGGAGCGGCUGUGGGCACCGGAGUGGGUGGCGCUGCCUCGCCCUCAUUCCUUCAGGCGGCCAAAUUCCACCACCAUCAUCAUCACCAGCGGCAACUGAAGCUCGAAUCUCGCCUCAGCAACACGCCUAGUGAUUCCGGGGCAUCAUCUGCGGAGGAUCCCAAUGAAGAUGGAGCCACCAGCGUACUAAGCGGGCAGAUCACCACACCCUCGUCCAUGAACGCCUCCAGCCUACCCAAGAUGGAUCUGCGGCAUCCGAACUUUCCGGCCACUUCUGAGCCGGAUGCGGAUAUGCAGCGGCAGCGCCACCAGGAGCUGCUCGAGAUCUUUCGGAGUCACUCGGAGCCGCUGUACAGCUCCUUUGCCCCAUUUAGCCACCUGCCGCCAGUACUGCUCGCCGCCGGAGUUCCGCAACUGCCCAUCUUCAAGGAUCAGUUCAAGACUGAGCUGCUGUUUCCAACGGCCGGCAGUCCCGAGCUGGAGGAGCCCAUCGAUUUGUCCUUCAGAUCGCGACCUGAUCCCGCCAGUCCGCUGGCCCACACCUCCAAUAGUCCCACUUUAAGUGAGCCCGCAGCGGCGAGUCACUGUUUGGGGGAAUCCCCGACCUUCGUCCGAAAGUCCACGCCCCUUGAUCUCACCCUGGUGAGAUCACAAACACUGACAGGCUGAGAUCAUCUCGUGACUGCAGAAUUCGUUCGAGUGCCAAAACAAUUUCGAGUACUUUAGUUCUAAGUGUGUACAGAGUAUUUAAUAAACCUUUAAUAAGUCGAUGGGUUUUGAAAAAAGAUUCGAAUUUCGAUUUGAGAACAUAUUGCAGCAGUUUGCUUGGGCCAUUAUGAUAAUUUAAUUCAUUUGAAUUAGAAAUUGACUACGUUGCUUUACAUAUGAGAUGUAGAACACUUCAGACUUCCAUAUUGAGUUUAUUUAGGUGUUAAAAAAAUUUACAAAUUAUAAUAUCAAACAACAAAUAUAUAUGAAGCACAUAAAAAACUCAUCGACUUUUAUAAAAAAUUAGUUUUAUGAAGCAAAAAGAAAUUGAACAGUUUGGUGCCAGUGAAAUUAUGUACAAAUAUCCAUAUUAUAUUUAGUAUUUUAGCUCAAUGACAUUUAAUAAUUUAAAAAUAA